Messenger RNA from Osmerus eperlanus (European smelt), 3803 nucleotides. RefSeq names its product thrombospondin 3a (gene thbs3a). The coding region runs from base 192 to 3068 and encodes 958 amino acids. Lineage: Eukaryota; Metazoa; Chordata; Actinopteri; Osmeriformes; Osmeridae. The transcript is spliced from 23 exons. Gene Ontology annotation, cellular component: extracellular region. Gene Ontology annotation, molecular function: calcium ion binding; heparin binding. Gene Ontology annotation, biological process: cell adhesion. The record is from RefSeq and is a predicted model, not a curated record.
CCCAUAAACCAGUCGACUUUGUAUCGGCUCAUUUGUAACAGGCGGUCAGUUCAUCUAGACCCUUUUUUCUAUACUUGGAAUAAAGUUUGAACAAUCAUCAUCCUCAUCAUCAACAAGGUGGAUUAUCAGUGGUUGGCCAUAAAAAUACUGUUGUUAACCCUGUAAAACCUGCACGCAGCCUAUCUUGGGACAUGGGUACAAGACGCACGGUGCCAACGUUCCUGGCUGCAUCCAUAUUUCUAUUCGUGGCAUUAUGUGAGCCAGUGGAUAAACAGGAUAUGCAAGUCAUUGACAUGCUGAGUCUGCAGGACCACAAGCAGAAUGUUGCAGCGGUGGAGAAGGUGGGGCGGGCUCUGAGCACGCUCAGUGACAUCUACAUCGUGUCCACUUUCUACCUGCCAGCCAAGCUCGGAGGCGUGCUGCUGGGCAUCUACAACAAACAAGACAAUAAGAAAUACCUAGAGCUGGCUAUGAUGGGCAAGAUCAACAAAGCCUUGGUUAGGUAUGUUAGGGAGGACGGCAAAAUCCACACUGUCAACCUCCAGAAUGCCAACCUGGCUUACGGUCGAACGCACUCUAUCAUCCUGCGUGUGGGAGGGCUACGCAGGGACCACCUACACCUGGAGCUUUACGUAAACUGCCGAUUGGCCGACUCCAGCCAAGGUCUUCCACCAUUGGUCGCUCUCCCUGCCGAGGCAGAGAUGGUGGAGAUAAGGAAUGGCUACAAGGCUUACGCUAGGGUACAGGGUGCAGUCGAGUCCCUCAAAGUGGCACUAGGGGGCACUGUGGCCAAAGCAGGCACUCUGAUUGACUGUCCUUUCCAGGUAGACUCCUCAGCCUACAACACUGUUGGUGUGGAAGUGAACUCCAUUUUGGGUGACCACACCAAGGCUCUGAUUGGACAGCUGAUCAUUUUCAACCAGAUUCUAGGGGAGCUACGAGAAGACAUCAGAGAGCAAGUGAAGGAAAUGUCCUUGAUCAGGAACACCAUUUUGGAAUGCCAAGUAUGUGGCUUCCAUGAGCCUCGCUCCAGAUGCUCACCCAGCCCCUGCUACAAAGGUGUGAGUUGCAUGGAGACCUUUGAGUCCCCUGGGUACCGCUGUGGGCCCUGCCCAGAGGGCAUGAUGGGAAACGGUACCCACUGCCAGGACAUCGACGAGUGCGCUGUGGCCCAGCCCUGUUACUCUGUGGGGGCAUGUAUCAACACAGCUCAAGGUUUUUCCUGUGAGCCCUGCCCUCCUGGACUCUGGGGACCCCCUCUUAUUGGAGUUGGACUUGAGUAUGCCAAGAAUCACAAGCAGGAGUGCGCUGACAUUGAUGAAUGUAUGGAGGUGGCUGAUGCCUGUGUACCAAACUCAAUAUGUACCAACACGAUCGGAUCAUAUCAGUGUGGGGGCUGUAAGGCGGGCUAUCUAGGUAACCAGACGGCAGGCUGUGUCUCCAAGCAAACCAAGUCAUGCGCCUCCCUGAGCUUCAACCCCUGCGACGCUAACGCCCACUGCAUCAUUGAGAGGAAUGGAGAGGUGUCCUGUGCGUGCAACGUGGGCUGGGCUGGUAAUGGAAACACGUGUGGCGUGGACACGGACAUAGAUGGAUACCCUGACCGCUCCCUGCCCUGCAUGGACAACGACAAGCACUGCAAACAGGAUAACUGUAUAUACACGCCCAACUCAGGACAGGAAGAUGCAGACAACGAUGGGAUUGGAGACCAGUGUGAUGAGGAUGCUGAUGGGGAUGGGAUCAAGAAUGUGGAGGAUAACUGCAGACUGAUGCCCAACAAAGACCAGCAGAACUCAGACACAGACUCAUUCGGUGAUGCAUGUGACAACUGUCCCAAUGUCCCCAACAUUGACCAGAAAGACACUGACACCAAUGGACAGGGGGAUGCCUGUGACAAUGACAUAGAUGGGGAUGGUGUACCCAAUGUGCUGGACAAUUGUCCCAAAGUCCCCAACCCAAUGCAGACAGACAGAGACGGGGACGGGGUUGGGGAUGCCUGUGACAGCUGCCCUGAGACAAGCAACCCCAUGCAGACGGACAUUGACAACGACCUGGUUGGAGAUGUGUGUGACACUAACCAAGACACGGAUGGGGACGGCCACCAGGACACCAGGGACAACUGUCCAGAGAUCCCCAACAGCUCCCAGUUGGACUCAGACAACGAUGGCCUCGGAGACGACUGUGACGACGACGACGAUAACGAUGGCAUCCUGGAUGUGGCAGAUAACUGCCGACUCAUUACCAAUCCCAACCAGAAAGAUUCAGAUGGUAACGGGGUUGGCGAUGUGUGUGUGAACGACUUUGACAACGAUUCCGUCAUGGAUGUGAUGGACGUGUGUCCAGAGAGCUCAGAGGUCACGCUGACGGACUUCCGAGCCUAUCAGACGGUCAUUCUGGACCCAGAGGGAGACGCUCAGAUCGACCCCAACUGGGUGGUGCUCAAUCAGGGAAUGGAGAUUGUCCAGACAAUGAACAGUGACCCUGGGCUGGCUGUGGGCUACACAGCAUUCAAUGGUGUGGACUUUGAGGGGACGUUCCACGUCAACACAGUGACAGACGACGACUACGCGGGCUUCAUCUUCGGCUACCAAGACUCCUCCUCCUUCUAUGUGGUCAUGUGGAAGCAGACAGAGCAGACCUACUGGCAGGCCACGCCCUUCAGGGCCAUGGCCCAGCCUGGGCUACAGCUGAAGGCUGUGAAGUCGAGCACAGGGCCGGGGGAGUACCUGCGUAACUCCCUGUGGCACACAGGUGACACCCCCGGGGAGGUGAAGCUGCUGUGGCAGGACCCCCGCAAUGUGGGCUGGAGGGACAAGACUUCCUACCGCUGGAAGAUCAGCCACCGACCGCAGGUGGGCUACAUCAGGGUGAAGCUGUACGAAGGCACUGAGAUGGUGGCUGACUCCGGUGUGGUCAUUGAUACCUCCAUGAGGGGUGGGAGGCUAGGUGUCUUCUGUUUCUCCCAGGAAAACAUAAUCUGGUCCAAUCUGCGCUACCGCUGCAAUGACACUGUUCCAGAUGACUUCAAUCCAUACCGCAAACAGGUCCUCAUGCACUUCAAGGUCUAAAGACUGUGUGGAUGUUUGAGAAACUUCCCAGCACUGUCUUCAUAUGUGCCCACACAUACCCUCUCCAUACUGAAGGAUGACCUUUGUUGUUUGUGUGUGUGUGGGUCUGCAUUCACAUUUGAACUGAAGUCACAGUAACAGUUUACAACAUUUGGAACAACAAACUAUAAAAUACAUGACAUCACAAAGUCCACAGACGAAAGACCUGUUGAACUACAAUAUAUGAUUGAAGGUAUUGAUGCUGGGUCACUGGUGAGUGCUACUGUUUUUGUCCAAAAACUUUGGACAAUACAAAUGCAUGCCACAGUUCAUGUGCUAAGCUCAUGUCAGUGUUAAAGCAGUACCAUUAGGAGACUUGAACAUCUGAAUUAUAUGUUCCCACUACAAAUUCGUCAAAUCUAGUCAUAUGGCUAUACAUUCAUGAAUAAAUGAAGGUUGAACGAAUGACAACAAUUAACUAUUGAGUUUGACUGUUACAGAAAAGUGGUUUCAGGUCAGAACUAGAAUAUGAAUGAGUAGAUCCUGCUAUAUAUCCUGAUGACACAAGCUGAAAAAGUCUUCUUUUGGACUGCUAUUUUGUUUAUAUCAUAACUUCAGUGCCAAAAGCUGUAUGUAAGUCAGUAAAUACUGUACAUUCUUACCUGUGGUUAUAAACUGUUUUGGUAUUUGCUAUUGGAAUAUAGUAUGUAAUAGUUUCAACUCAAUAAAGAUUUGUCAUAAAAUAAAUUGUUUUUU